This is a messenger RNA of Macrosiphum euphorbiae (potato aphid), 879 nucleotides long. Lineage: Eukaryota; Metazoa; Arthropoda; Insecta; Hemiptera; Aphididae. The record is from the annotation of a GenBank genome assembly.
AUGGAAAACGAAUUCAUUCCACUGUUAGGCGAAAGUUCCAAGUACGGGUCCGUUAAUGAAGACGUCGUGUUCAUGAGCACGACACCGACGAUGACCGGAGCUUUUGUGCGGCAACCGUCAAACGGUUCUGGUAAAUUAGUGUACUGCAUACAUGGCAAACCGUCCGGCUGUUGCGCCACUCUACAGGUGUCGACCGACGACAGCAAUUCCAACCACGAAACCCCCGACCCGUUAGACGCAAAACCGCCCAUCACAAUCUUCAAUGAACAUUGUCAUCCGAACCGAGAGAGUACGUCGAGCAGUCAGAAGGCCAGGCGAAAACUCAUAUUUGCCAGCAUACUAUGUCUCCUGUUCAUGAUCGGAGAGGGAGUCGGAGGGUAUUUGUCGAGCAGUUUGGCUAUCGCGACGGACGCGUCACAUCUCCUCACGGACUUCGCCAGCUUCAUGAUAUCGCUGUGCGCCAUAUGGGUGGCCUCGAGGCCGGCCACGCAGUCGAUGCCGUUCGGAUGGUACAGGGCCGAAGUUUUGGGCGCCCUCACGUCUGUUCUCCUCAUCUGGGUGGUCACCGGCAUUCUGUUGUACUUGGCCGUCGAGCGCCUCAGAGACAUGACGUACACCAUCGACGCCGACAUUAUGCUCAUCACGUCCGCCGUCGGACUGUGCGUCAACUUGGUAAUGGGCUUGACGCUUCACCAGCACUCGCACUCUCACGGUGGCGGCAGUAUAGAGUCGCACAGCCACGACGAGGCGACCGGCCGGAGCACUUCCAACAUCAAUGUUAGGGCCGCCUACAUACACGUCCUCGGAGACAUUAUUCAGAGCCUUGGCGUGUUGAUUGCCGCCGUUAUCGUUUACUUUAGAGUAAGUAUAUACGGGUAA